AGCUGGUACUACUGUUUGUGAUUUCAAUGUUGAAAAUACCAAUCAAAACUUUAGCUAUGCAAAUACACAUAGUCUAAGGGCUAGUGUUACAAUCAGAAUUGACAAACGGUCAAUCAGAAAUAGUUUCAACUGUUAUAGAAAAUUCUGUGAGUAAUGAAAAGACUGAAAGUACACCAGAGAACGAUAAAAGAGUUAUAGUGACAAAUUGUUGGUUAGUAUGGGAGACCAGAGUAAUACUCAUAAUGAUAUUAAUACGCAUGAGGUUUCACAGGAAUUCAAUUCUAGAUCUGAAAUAAAUCCCGAAUUCCAAGGGAUAAUUCGUAUGACAUCUGAACCUGAAACAGAUGGUGAAUCAUGUCCAGUCGCAGGUAUUACAGAGGGGAUAAAUGGAGUAGAUAUCAUUGAUGCUGUAAUUAUUUAUGCUGAAAAUGACAGACAACUAGCAUUAGAGUUCAUUCAAAAUAUGGAGACAGAAUUCCCAAAAUUACAACUAGAUUUAAAACUUUCCGAACAGUUUGGUAUAGGACGAGGUAUACUUGGAUCAGCACCAGAUCUGUUUAGAACAUGUCGAUUUAUAUUUGUGUUCGAGACAAACAAAAUGGAGCAGGAUAAACUGUCGGACUUCGUGAGACAGAUGUUUUUAUAUGAAUCUAUUACAGUGGAGGAAUUAAACAACAGACUAGUACCAAUAUUGAAUGAUGACUAUUAUAUUUCGAUUCUUAAACCCCUGAUUCAUUUGAAGUACAAUAGAUAUUUGGAGGGCAGAUCUCAAAACAGGACAGAUCAUGGGUUCAUAAAAAGUUUUGAGGAUUUAAUCUUACAUGGGAGGAGAUCGUAUUUGAUAAGAUAACAGUGUGACGAUAAAGUAGAAAUCAUUAAUAUUUAUAAUUACAGUUUUGUAUGUUCAUACUUGACAUGAAUUGUCAUUGAUAUGGUUAUAUUUAUAAAUUUACUGUUUACAAAUGUUUGAAUUUUUUGAAAUACUAAGGCUUUUCUACCUUAGGCGUAGAUUACCUUAGCUGUAAAACUUGGCAAAACUUUUGGGAAUUUUGGUCCUCAAUGCUCUUCAACGUCGUAAUUUAUUUGGCCUGUUUAACUGUGUUGGAUUUGAGCGUCACUGAUGAGUCUUUUGUAGACGAAACGCGCGUCUGGCAUAUACUAGUAUACUAAAUUUAGUCCUGGUAUCUAUGACGAGUUUAUUUGUCUAUGAUAUUCAUAUAGAGCAAAGGUCUGGAUUACAACGAAGAAGUCAGUUGAGUUAUCAUCUUGCAGAUAAGAAUAAAGCACAUUUUGCAGCUUAUCCAUUGGUAUUUGCUGUAUGGGUCUUUCAAUACUUUAUAACUAUUAGUUUGAAUUUUACAAAAUUCAUAUAUAAGAAAUUGUCUCUUUGUUUGUAUUUUAGUUAACCUAGCUCACAUGAACAUUUGAACCUUUGACACUAUUUGUAAACUUUUCAUUCAAAAUCGUUUCCUUUGAAAUUGCAUUAUGGAUUGCAAUCAAAGUUUUUCUGCUUUUCUUCAGAAUGUCUUCUAUGGCGUGUAAUAUUUGAUUUAGCAUGCCUACUUUGGCUUGAAAUAGAACAAGGGGCCAAACAUUGUUUUUUUAAUAACUCAAAUCGAAAAUCGAAGUAAUAAGAGAAAACAAAAGAUUAAUAGUUAAACUGGUUCUAUCUACCCUGUAAAUAUAAAAAUAUA
Molecule: messenger RNA, 1694 nt
Organism: Mytilus trossulus (common blue mussel)
Lineage: Eukaryota; Metazoa; Mollusca; Bivalvia; Mytilida; Mytilidae
Exons: 2
Coding region: 218-850 (210 amino acids)
Source: RefSeq, a predicted model, not a curated record